This is a messenger RNA of Megalopta genalis, 2475 nucleotides long. It is a transcript of the gene CPSF2, whose product is annotated as cleavage and polyadenylation specificity factor subunit 2. Gene Ontology annotation, cellular component: mRNA cleavage and polyadenylation specificity factor complex. NCBI's taxonomy places the organism in Eukaryota, Metazoa, Arthropoda, Insecta, Hymenoptera, Halictidae. Gene Ontology annotation, biological process: mRNA 3'-end processing by stem-loop binding and cleavage. Gene Ontology annotation, molecular function: RNA binding. The record is from RefSeq and is a predicted model, not a curated record.
UGAGAGUAGCUAGUAUUUUAUCGUACCGUUCAUUGACCGCUGAUUUUGUAAAUUAGAGGAUAAUUUUAAGAUGAUUUGUUGUCGAAUAUUUCAAAUAUUUAAAAGAUAUGUCCGCGCGAACAGGUUUUAAGCAGUUCUAGAAAUCUUAUUUUUGAAAGUACCCAGGGAUUACUUUAAGAAAAAUUACGAAUUCUUUCAUAACCUUCUAGAUGCUGGUCCGUUACUUUUGCAUAUUAUAAUAAGUAGGAGAAAUUAAAAACAAUGACGUCGAUUAUAAAACUUCAUGCUGUUUCUGGUGCUAUGGACGAGUCUCCCCCUUGUUACAUAUUACAAGUUGAUGAAUUAAGAAUCCUACUUGAUUGCGGAUGGGACGAGAAUUUUGACCAAGAAUUUAUAAAGGAAUUGAAACGACAUGUUCAUCAGAUAGAUGCAGUACUGCUAUCAUAUCCAGAUCCAUUGCAUUUAGGUGCUUUACCAUAUUUAGUUGGGAAAUGUGGUCUAAAUUGUCCUAUAUAUGCUACGAUUCCUGUGUAUAAAAUGGGACAAAUGUUUAUGUAUGAUAUGUAUCAGUCUCGUCACAAUAUGGAAGAUUUUGAUCUUUUUACAUUGGACGAUGUAGAUGCAGCCUUUGAUAAAAUUGUUCAAUUAAAAUAUAAUCAAAGUAUAUCAAUGAAAGGAAAAGGAUAUGGAGUUACAUUGACACCACUACCAGCUGGUCACAUGAUUGGAGGAACUAUUUGGAAAAUUGUAAAAAUUGGAGAAGAAGAUAUAAUAUAUGCUGUAGAUUUCAAUCACAAAAAAGAAAGGCACUUGAAUGGCUGUGAAUUAGAGAGGUUGCAGAGACCAUCGUUAUUGAUAACAGAUGCUUUUAAUGCUACAUAUCAGCAAGCUAGGCGUAGAACCAGGGAUGAAAAGCUGAUGACAAACAUUUUGCAAACUCUACGAGGUGGAGGAAAUGUUUUAGUCAGUGUAGAUACAGCUGGCCGCGUAUUAGAAUUAGCACAUAUGUUGGAUCAACUCUGGCGUAAUAAAGAAUCUGGUUUACUUGCAUAUUCACUGGCUCUAUUAAAUAAUGUUAGUUACAAUGUUGUAGAAUUUGCAAAGUCACAGAUUGAAUGGAUGAGCGAUAAAUUGAUGAGAAGCUUUGAGGGAGCUCGAAAUAAUCCAUUCCAAUUCAAGCAUUUACAACUGUGUCACAGUAUGGCAGAAUUGAAUCAAGUUCCUAGCCCAAAGGUUGUACUUGCAAGCACUUCAGACAUGGAAUGUGGUUUCUCAAGAGAAUUGUUCUUACAAUGGUGUGGCAACUCUCAGAAUAGUAUUAUAUUAACUAGUAGAACUUCCCCAGGAACACUGGCAAGAGAUUUAGUUGAAAAAGGAGGUAACCGAAAUAUUACAUUGGAAGUGAGAAGAAGAAUUAGACUAGAGGGCCUUGAAUUGGAGGAAUACCAAAGAAAAGAAAAAUUGAAACAAGAACAAUUAAAGCAGGAACAAAUGGAAACCGCCGAUGUUAGUUCCGAAUCGGAAGAUGAAAUAGAAGUAGGAAGUGGAAGAGGAAAGCAUGAUUUAUUAGUAAAACAAGAAAGUAAACCUGGUUUCUUUAAGCAAAGUAAGAAGCAACAUCCCAUGUUUCCAUUCGUGGAAGAAAAAAUCAAGAUAGAUGAAUAUGGAGAAAUUAUAAGACCUGAAGAUUAUAAAAUCGCAGAAACCAUGCCAGAAAUAGAUGAUAAUAAAGAAAACCUAGAAACAAAACAAGAAGAUACUACACACCAUCCAGAGGUAGCUACCGAUAUUCCCACCAAAUGCAUUCAAGUUACCCGUACAAUGACAGUUAAUGCAUCUGUCACAUACAUAGACUUUGAAGGGAGAUCAGAUGGUGAAUCACUACAGAAAAUCCUAGCACAGUUAAGACCUCGGAGAGUUGUGUUAGUUCGGGGGGCUCCGAAGGAUACAGAAAUUCUGGCUCAACAAGCACAAAGUGCAGGAGCACGAGUAUUUGUUCCAGGCAGAGGAGAAACAUUGGAUGCAACCACAGAAACGCAUAUUUAUCAAGUCCGUUUGACUGAUGCUCUUGUGAGUGGUCUAAACUUCUCUAAAGGAAAGGGUGAUUCAGAGGUAGCGUGGAUUGAUGCAAUGAUAACUGCUCGAGAUCAAGUAUGUCGAGAUGCAGUUGCUGAUACACAACAAGAUGACACAAUAGAUCAAAAUGAUAAAAUACUUACUUUAGAACCAUUACCAUUAAACGAGGUACCCGGACAUCAAACAACGUUUAUAAACGAGUUAAAAUUAUCUGACUUUAAGCAAAUCUUAAAUAAAAGUAAUAUUCCUUCUGAGUUCAGUGGAGGAGUUUUGUGGUGUUGCAAUAAUUCUAUUGCCGUCAGAAGGCACGAGGCUGGCAAAGUAAUUUUAGAAGGCUGCCUAUCUGAAGAGUAUUAUAAAGUGCGCGAAUUAUUGUACGAACAAUAUGCAAUUGUAUAA